Messenger RNA from Bactrocera neohumeralis, 4939 nucleotides. It is a transcript of the gene olf186-M, whose product is annotated as basic-leucine zipper transcription factor A. Bases 3337 to 4611 code for a protein of 424 amino acids. The record is from RefSeq and is a predicted model, not a curated record. Lineage: Eukaryota; Metazoa; Arthropoda; Insecta; Diptera; Tephritidae. The transcript has a single exon. Gene Ontology annotation, molecular function: signaling receptor binding.
CAACCAUAAACAGUACCGCGGUAGACGUUUAGAAGAAAACACUGGAACACGCUGAACUCGUCGUCGUCGCUGAGCGGAGACCCCAGUUUGAACGACAAUUAUCGCGACGAAGCUUAAAAAAAAGAAAAAAAAACACAAAAACAGAAAGAAAGAGAACAGACAGUAAAUAAAUAAUUAAAAUAAUAUUAAGUCUAUAAAGGCAAUAAGCGCGCAUAUUGAUCGAGCACAACACGGCUACGCUACGGUACAGUUUCGGGUUGCGGAAAUGUGUUGAAAUACCGUAAUCAAUAAAAUUUAAAUUCCAUAAAGACGGCUAAGGCGACACGAACGCUCAUAGCGAAAGGGGAGUGCAAUCAAUUUUGUGUGCUGUUUUUUUGUAUUUGUUUUUGGUUUUGGCUGAUUACGAGUAAUCAAUGACAUUUAAUGACAAAUACACACACACAUAUACAAACAUACAUAUUUUCAUGCGCGAAAAAUAAAUAAAACAAAUAGUACAAAGUGCAAAGCAACAAAGCAACAAAGCUACGAAGCAACGUUUGCCAACGUGAAGCAAGAAAGUGUAAAAAUAUGGAAAUUCGUUAUUAAUAUUAUUAAGCAAAUAAAGUAAAAUACUGCGAUACAGUGGAGAGCGAAAACAACAACACAAAAGAACUUGCAAAAAAGCCGCAGAAGCGGGAGUAAUGAACACCAAAAUCGAAUAGAAAAAAUACAACAACAAAAGCAAAAAUAAUAAUAACAACAACAAGGAAAUAAAAUAACAACAAUAAAAAUAACAAAAAAACUUGCGAAAAAUCGGCAAAAAUAAAAGCAGAUAACAACGAAGACGUAAGGAAAAAAUACAACAACAAAAAAUAUAUGUAUCCUACAACAACAACAACCAAAUUAUCAAAACUUGCCAAAAGCGGCAAAAAUAUAUGAAUUAAUUAACAUAAUCAUAGAAAAAAAAUACAACAACAAUAAAAUUACAACAAACAUAACAAAAAAACUCGCAAAAAGCAGCAAAUAAGCAUUAAAACCCGAAACUAAAGGGAAAAAAUACACAACAACAACAAUAGUUUACAACAACAAAUAUUACAGCAACAACAAGAACAAAUAUACUAAAAAAACUUGCAAAAAGCAGCAAAUAAGCAAUAAAUAUCGAAAAUAAAAAGAAAAUGUAUACCACAACAGCAAUAAUAAUUUAGAACAACAAAUUGCAACAACAACAAAUAUACGAAAAUAACUCAGAAAAAGCAGCAAAUAAGCAAUAAAUACCUAAAUCAAAAAUAAAAUAUAUACAACAACAACAAUAGUAAACAACAACAACAACAAAUAUAGCAAAAGAGCUCACAACAAUCAACAAAAAUCGCUACAAAUACCGAAAAAGCAUAUACAACAAGAACAAUAGUUUACAACAAAUUACAACAACAACAAUUUACAACAAACUACAACCACAAAAAAAUUACAAAAACAGCAAUAAAAACAAAAACCAGCGAGAUAACGUCGAAAAUUGCAUAGCGACUGCUGUUCGGUCGACACUGCCAAAGGGUUGCCGUGCGCGAAAAAGCUUGAAUUUAACAACACAGCAGCAACAACAAUACAACUAAGAGCAACGCUAAUUAAAUAGAAAAGCAAUAAGCGCAAGCAACAAGUGAGAAUAUACACAACAACAACAACAGGAACAAAGCAGCAAAAUAGAUUAUUUAAGUAAUUUAAUAAUAAAAACAGCAGAAACAACAACAAAAAACAAAAGCAACAACAACAAAAAACCAAAGCAACAAAAACCGUGUAAGUUCUGCGGGCGCAAGUAUGAAAAUGCUGAAAAGCCAAUUACAUACUACUUAGUAAUAGCCGUGGAACGGGCGCGAGUGGCGUUGAGAAGCGCCAAGUCACAGGCGAAAAAAUUCAGCCAAGCGGCGCAGACGACGAAGAAGCUGGCAAAUACCGAAUACAAAUCUAUUUGACUACAACUGGAGCUGACACGCGAUUUAUUAGCGGUUAAGGGCUGACGCGGUGAGCGCAGUCGAACACUGGGAGUUUGGCUGGUAAAACAAGUCACCGUGACCGGAGCACGUUGUGGCGACGUGCAGCUGCUGAAUGUCAUUGGGAAGCAGUUUUGCGAAGCGGCAGCAAGAACAAUAAUAAUAACAACAAUAAUAAUAAGUAGUAAAACAAUAGCAAUUAAAGCGAUUUUGUGAUAUAAGCUGUGUAAAUGAGAGCAUUAUGCAAAAGUGAGGUUAAAUAGAGACUCAUAAUAACUUCUGUUUUUAAUUUGAAAUAAAAAAAACAAAAACCAGCAACAAAUAUUAAUAGCAAAAAAAUAUUUUUGUUUCUAAUUUGAAAAAAAAAAUACCAACAAAAAACAAUAACAAAAAAUUAUAAAUAAAUAAUAAAAUAAAAAUACAAAAAAAUUAUAAAAAUUAAGGAAAAAUAUAAUAACUGCAACCAAUAUUAUUAAAAAAAAAACAAUAAUAACGACAAAAAAAUAAGAAAUAUAACACAAAAACAAAAUAAAAAAAAUAAAAACAACAAAAUUUUAAGAGCAAUUAAUAAUAAUUAAAAAAAAAUUCAACACAAAAGAUAUAUAAAAAAUUAUAGCAAAACAAAAAUAAAAAAAAAUAUUUUUGAUUUUGCUUCGUAACGAAAAUUUCCAGCGGACAUGAUAGCGAAGCUGGCUUACAGUUAUUAAUUGCGUUUUAGAAGCAGGCAAACAAACAACUAAAACAACUGCGAAAAAAAAACAAAUAAAAGCUUUUGUUCGGAAGAAUGUGUUUUUAAAGCGAACUCGGCGAUAAGCAGAUUAAAAACAAUAAAUACGUGUGAAAAAACUAUAAAAAAAAUAAAACAAAACAAAAAAUAAAAAUAAAAAUAAGAAAGAAAAAUAAAAAAUAAAAAUAAAUAAAUAAAAAAUAAACCAGAAAAAGUACAAAAAUUAAAUCUAUAUCAAUUUGAACUUGAAUAACUGUAAACAAUUGACAUUGGUGCUUGCAACAGCAAAAACAAGCAAUAAUUAACGCAAAACUAACAACAACAAACGCAGCGAACGCUUGCACAUUACUUAGACAACUAGUCAGUUAGUCAGUCAAACGAGUGCGCUUUAAGCGACUAACGCUGCGCAUUAGUACAACAAUAACAACAACAAUAGCAACGCACAAACCGGUUUGCCGUGCAAGGUCAACCGGCUAACGCCGCCAAAUAAAGCGACUAGGAAAGCAAACGCAACAAAUCAUUCAAACAUUUGUACCGUUAAACAGACUAGAGCAGUAGGCGAACAGACACGCGCUUCCGAAAAAGAAAUCCGAAAAAAAAAUCCGAGAAAAAACACGUCAAAUCAAAUCCUUUGUGACAAGCGCCAAAAUGGACACGACACUCACCACCUGGUUCAGCUGCAAUGAGGAAACACAAUGUUACGACACAAACAACAACAACAGUAGCAACAAUGCGCACAAUGAGAGUAACAAUAUGUACAACAGUCAGAGCAAUAACAAUGACAAUAGCAAUAGCACUAAUUAUGCCAACACAACUGACGUACAAGUCACAUUUAAUCAGCGCAAGCCGAACGAACUACGCCAGACGCGUUUGCAACGUCAGCACGAGCAGCUGCAUCACUCGCCGUCGUCGUCGCCGACACCGACACAAUUAGUACAAUCACCUGACACGCUAAGUGCAACGCAAACUCCAGUGGCACAAAGUGCGCAGCACGCGAGCGUUGAGAAGUCCCGUACGCCGAGCUUAGCACAGCGUUUGACGCGUCGCAAGCGUUUGCAACGACAGAAACCCACCGAACUGGACGAUGCCGAUUUUGCCUACGCCGCCGAUCUGGAAGAGGAGGAUGAAGAGGAGGAGGCGGUGCUCAAGCAGCAACAACAGGCGUCCACCAUGUUCAAUGUGACGCCGCUGAUGGAGACAAUGUGCCCGACGGAGCUACCGGCACCCACGUUUGCGGAAAAGCGCUUGAGCCACUUCCAGCAGCAACAUCACAGCACACCAUUCGAUGGACAGCCAUCAUCCUUGCCGAACUGCUUUGCAACCGCCGGUUCGAUCAGCACCUUCCAUCACCAACAUCAACACCAACACCAUCAGCACCAACACCAACAGCAUCAUCAUCAUCAUCACCAAAUGCAUCAGCAUCAUAUACGCGAGCGUCGCCUUAAGCAUGAGGAGUCCUUCGACUCGUCGACCACCACAACAACCAACACCACCGAUACGCCGGCCAGUCCGGCGAGUCCGUUGUUGCGUCGCCAUCAUUUUGCCAUGUUGAAGCGUGAUAAUUCCACACACUCGGAAUCGUCGAGUCGUUACUCGAGUGUGGAUAGUUUAUUGGAGGCGCGCAAACCCGAUCCCGAAGCUAUAUUGAUCAAUUUGGGUUUCGGUCCGGUCGGUUCGGAGGAUAUACUCUCACGCAUACCGAAACGUUUUCUCAAGCCGUCACAGGUGCGCGGCAUCGAUACAGAGGCUUUCGUACGUCGCCUGCAAUUGGCCAGCAAUCUUGCCGAUCACAGCGUGUUGGGCUAUCGUGGUCUCACCGGCAAUCCGGAUAUACCGCCAUCGCGUAUUGUCGCUAAAAUCAUGCAACGUUUCGAGGUGAAUGAGCGCAAAAAGUCAAUGGGCUCCAUUGAGCACACCAUUUGACAGUGUAAGGCGUCGCGUAUGCCGGAAUUCAUUCGUUCUCACCAGUGCCAAAUAAGUACUUUUAUGUGUUAACCGAGCGGAAUAUGUUGUUACUAAAUUAAUAAUAUUUAAAUAAAAUUUUAUAUCCCUUAAAUAGUUUUAGUCGGUCUACAUCUAGUUAUUGGUAGUUUUAGUUAUUAAUUAAAGCGAAAAGAAUAUUGUAAUUUGCCAUUGUACUUAACAUCGGUUGAACUUAAUUAAGUGAAUAUAUUGACAUAAAAUUGUUACUUAAUUUAUUCUUUUUAAAAUAAAUUUUAAUUUUUUUAAAUUUUGAAAAAAAUAUGUAAAA